Molecule: messenger RNA, 1512 nt
Organism: Thecamonas trahens ATCC 50062
Lineage: Eukaryota; Apusomonadida; Apusomonadidae
Product: protein phosphatase 2C
Exons: 1
Coding region: 1-1101 (366 amino acids)
Biological process (GO): protein dephosphorylation
Molecular function (GO): protein serine/threonine phosphatase activity
Source: RefSeq, a predicted model, not a curated record
AUGGGCACAGCGUGCUCGUGCUGCCGCAGCAGGCGACGGGAGCUGCAGCUGAAGUUUGGGGCGAUGACGCAGACCGGGGCCCGGGCGGUGAAUGAGGACGUGUUCUCGGUGGUAGCGGCUCUGCCACUGCCCGGGAGGUGGCGAGCGGCGAACGGUGCGGGUGGCCUCCGGGUCCGCCCAAGCCUCUUUGCGGUUUACGACGGUCAUCGCGGGCCGAGCGCCGCUCGCUUUGCCCGCGGGUACAUGCCAUCGGUGGUGGCGCGUGCGCUGGCGGCGAUGCCGUCGCGGGUCCGCCAAGCGCUGGCUGGCGCCCGCCCGGUCGACGACGACGACGCGGUGGUGCUCGGGGAGGCCAUGCGGGACGCGUUUGUCGCUACUGAUGGAGCGUGGCUUGCCCACGCCCGUCGGCAGUCACCGCCGCUCUCAGACGGAUGUACCGCGUCGGUGGCGCUGGUAGCUCCCGGUGCCAUCGUCGCUGCCGCUGUCGGCGACUCGCAGAUCCUGCUUGUGACGGUCGAUGAAGCCGAGGCUGGAGCCUCGGGCUCGAGCUCCGACUGGGGCUCCUACGAUGACGACGUACUGAGCGUCUCGUCGUGGAUCUCGAUGAGCUCGGGCAAUAGACCAAUGCAGCCACUACCAGGCUACGGGACUCGAAGCUGGCGAGCGGAGCUGGUUACGCCACAGCACAAGGCACGCGAUGUUGGCGAGCGCAAGCGGGUCCUCGCCGCUGGCGCCACAAUCAACGGCCCAUACAUCGGCGCCGAAAGCACCUCGCGGGCCAUUGCGGUAUCGCGGGCGUUUGGUGACAUCGAGCUGAAAAUCCCACGCGGUGCGCCGCCGGAGGAGCUCAUCAUUUCGCCGAUUCCGGCAGUGUACACCCGCCCGCUGGACGGGACCGAGGCCAUGCUGAUUGUCGCGUCCGACGGGGUGUGGGACAAACUUUCGCCGGCCAAGGCGGCGUACCUGGCGGCGGCGUCGCUGUUGCGGGAUCCGUCGCUCUCCCAAGCCGCGGCGGAGGUGACCAGCGCAGCGAUUGCCGCCGGCUCGUCGGAUAAUGUGACGGCGGUCGUCGUCGUCUUUGGCAAGCAGAACCACGAGUAGAGGACGUGUGUUAUUCGAGAGAAAGAGCGAUGCUCCCCUGGCCUACGACUCGAGAAGGAGCGUGACGACGUCAUUGAUGUCGAUAAAGCCGGCCGAGUCGACGGAGAUCGACGAGAAGAACUCGUCAACCUCGGACGACGAGAGCUUGAGUCCGGCCUUGAGCAGAAGCAUCUCGAGCGCGUCGGCAUCGAGCUUGCCGGUCUCCGGCCGAGGGCCAGGUCCGCCACCCACAAGCUCCUCCCGGCCCUGGUUGCGGUCGAGCGUGGCGAGCGCCGCAAAGAGCGAGUCCUUGUUGACAAAGCCCGCCAUCCGCGAGUCGAUCAUCGUCACAAACUUGUUAAAGUCGAUCUUGGACGCGCCGUUCGAUGCCUCGUCCCACAUCUCGGCCAGCUCCGACGAGCCCUUGCGGCA